AUGGGUUUUAUUUAUUUUUACACUAGCAGUGGUGGAGACAACGGUAGUUAUGUGAAAAAUGAUGUUGUAGUAGAGGAUGUUCAACAGUUACCUCAGGCUCAAAAGUUGGUCGAACAGAAGGUUGAUACUAAGAAAUGGGAGCUUUAUGGUAAGGGAUUGUAGGCUAAAAGUUGUUUUUUAAAAAUGGAGUAUGAAAUUUUCAAGUUUGGACAUAUUAUACGAUGAAAGGUGUUCAGGAAUUUUUAUGUUUUGAAUAUGUUUCGUUGUAUAGAAUGGUUGCAUUGUUGUCAAAGUUGAUGCACUAGCUUAUUUUACUUCUAUUUUAUGUUACUUAGGUUGGGUGACAUGUUAUACGAUGAAAUAUGUAUAAACAAAAAUUUUUAUUUGGACAGGUUUCAUCGUAUAAUAUGCCCAAAAUACGGUUUUUAAAAUUUUUAAGCAUACGUUAACUUACAGAUGGCCAAGACCCAUUUCAAGACUAUAGGAGUUUACCUAAAAAGGAUUGGGAAGAUCAUACACGAGUUCAAGCAGACGCUCAAAGGUCCGGUCCUGGUGAACAAUCGGUACCAAUUUCAAUACCAAAUGAAUCCGAAGAUAGUAAAAACAAUAGAGUAAGUUAAAUGUACUGUUUUUAUUUAAUGUUUGGUUUUAAAACGAAUUUUUAAACAUAAAAUACGAGGUUUUUUUUGGGACAUGUUUUAUCGUAUAACAUGUCUCUUUUUGUAAAAGAAAUGUGAAAUUUCAAAUUUUUGUUGAAAAAAAUGUAAAAUACGAAUUAGUAACAGUCAAAUUCAGAAAAAAAUAUUUUUGGAAAACGGCUUUGACGCUGUAUAUAGUGAUAUGAUAUCGUUGGAUCGAGCUGUACGAGACCUUCGCCAUCAUCAAUGUAAAGACCUGAAAUACGUCAAUAAGCAACCAACUGUGUCAGUGAUUGUGCCAUAUCAUAAUGAAGUGAGUUUUAAGGUUUUAACGUUAAAAAAAUUUCUUUUUGGUUUGGACAUGUUCCAUCGGAUAACAUGUCAUUAAAAUGGCGUUUUGGUGGAAAUAAGGCAUAAAAUGGGUUUAUGUUGACUUAUAUUGAUGGUAUAAAGUAUAAAAAUGAUUUUACAGCACAAUACGACGCUGCUAAGAACGGUGCAUUCGAUCCUAAACAAAUCACCAAAAGAUGUUCUCCAUGAGAUAAUAUUGGUCGAUGAUGACAGUGAUAGAGAGUAUUUACUGGCUCCAUUGGACAAAUAUUUGAAAGACAGAGGCUUGGAUAAGCUUGUGAAGGUAGUGAGGCCAGGGUAAGGUUUUGGAAUUUUGAAAUUUGGUUGAUUUUAGAGAAGUGUGGACAUCUUAUACGAUGAAAGAUGUCUGAGCGGAGAUUUUGAUAAUUUUAAAGAAUGAUUAUCUAAAUCAGGUUUAAAACUGUUUUUUAUUAGAUUUUUAUUUAAUUUAGCAAACGACACGGUCUAAUUCGAGCACGACAGAUCGGCGCACAGCACGCUACGGGCGAAAUCCUGGUCUUCUUGGAUUCACAUUCAGAAGCCAUGCCCAAUUGGAUUCCGCCUCUAGUAGAACCAAUUGUUCUUGAUUAUAAGUAAGAUUUUGGAUUUUGAAGGUUGAGAUUCGUACUAUUUUUGUAAAAGGGACAUGUUAUACGAUGGAACAUGUUCUAUUGUAUAACUUGUCUCUGAAAUAAAAAUAAGGCAAAAGUAAGAUAGCUAUGGUUUUUUUAAUGCUAUUAGAGCAUAGUUUGACAUUUUUAAAAAUUCUAGUUUACUAAGUGACAUCUUAUGCGAUGAAACAGGUUCACAUGUUUGAUCGUAUAACAUGUCGCCAAAGAACGACUGGAACAAAAAAUAAACCAAAAAUGAUUGAUAAUGUUAUUCUACGUUAUUUCAAGUAUAAUAGCAUACAAUUCCAGAACAGUAGUAUGCCCAUUCAUCGACGUCAUCGAUUGCAACAACUUUGACAUCCGACCUCAAGAUCAAGGUAUGCGAGGCUCAUUCGCAUGGAACUUCGACUACAAACGUCUACCAUUGAGGCCAAAAGACCAGAAAGUACCAACCGACCCAUUCGAUAGUCCAGUCAUGGCCGGAGGCUAUUUCGCCAUUAGCGCCAAAUGGUUUUGGGAACUGGGCGGAUACGACGAGAAGUUGGACAUUUGGGGAGGGGAACAGUACGAAUUGAGCUUUAAGGUGGGUUUUAAGGUUCUGGGAGGUUGAUAUUUGGGGUAAAAAUAAGUUUUUUGAAAAUGAAAAGUUUUAAAAAAAUUUUUUUUAUAAUUUUUUAAGAUUUUUUGAAAAAUUUGAUUUUUGGAUUGUUUUAGAGGGUAUGAAGGUUUACUUUGGUGAUAUUUUACCUAAAAUUGCAUUUUUAAAAAUAAAUUUUUUUUUUUAAAUUAAAAAAUUUUUUUUUGAAAUUUGAAAUUUUUCAAAAAAACUCAAAUUUUUCCCAAUUCCAGGUAUGGCAAUGCCACGGCCGAAUGGUCGACGCACCCUGCUCCCGCGUUGGCCACAUUUAUCGCUGCAAACGGCACGGCGAAGCCACACCCUUUGGGUUUGGCGACUACCUGUCACGCAACUAUCGCCGCGUCGCUGAAGUGUGGAUGGACGAGUAUAAACAACACCUGUUCAAACGCCGACCAGGCAUAGCCAACGCCGAACCCGGUGACAUGACUAAAAUGAAGGGCAUACGGGAUAAGUUACAGUGCAAAUCAUUCGACUGGUUCAUGAAGAAUGUGGCGGACGAUCAGGACUUUUACUACCCGGCGGUGGAGCCAGAACCAAGUGCUAAUGGUAGGAUGAUUGUGGGACUGAUGCUUUGUGUUUUGGUUAUAAUAUUGGCUGUUUGUGGUUUCUUUUGGAGGGUGAAGUUAAGCUGGAAAUAAAGGUUAAAUUAGGGACGAAAGAAGUCUGGAAUAAAACUGAUGAUCAAGAUUUAGAUGAAGGUUAAACAAGGUGAUAGUUUAGGUUUAAAUAGGCUUAGAAAAAAUCUUUAAAUUAAGCUCACACAAGCCAAAAAAAUUAGCGUGUAGUAGGCUUAAAUACUACCUUUAAAUGAAGCCUAAACAAGACGGAAAUUCAGGUUUAAUUAGGCUUAGGAACAAUUUUUAAAUUAAGCCUAAAUAGCAAGGUUAAAAUACUUUUUAAAGUAGCUUUUAAAUUAAACCUUAAUAAGCUUCAAGAUUAGGUUUUAAAAUAAAUCCAAAAACUUGAAAAUUGCGUUUAAAAUAGGCUUAACAUAGCCCUUAAAUCAAGCUUAUUGAACUUGGAAAAAAAUGUUUAAAUAUGCUUGUAAUCAACACUUUAAAUAAGCCAAAACAAGUUGCAAAUUAAGGGUUAAACGGCUUUUAAAACUUCAUAAAUUAAGCCUAAAGAUUCUGAGAAGAAAGCUUUAAUUUAAGCCUAAAUAAGCCUAUUUAAAAGGUUUGAAGCACUUACCCUUACCUCUGCUUCUACCUCUAACCCUACCGUUAGGCCUAUCCUUAACCCUACCCUUACUCCUGCCUCUACUUCUACUACUACCUCUACUUCUUUUCCUUACUUCUACCUCUAUUCCUACUCCUACCCAUCUACCGCUACUCCAGCUCUAGUUUUUUGUCUUAACCUCAGAAAAGUCUGCGAAAAAAUUAAUGGAUUCACCUAAAAAUUUCAAUUUUCAGGAACAGUGAAAAACAUUGGCAAUGGCAAAUGCCUGGACGCCAAAUUCCACAACGACGGCGAGGGCGUAGUGAUCGGCGACUGUGGCUUUGGAGAACAAUCCUGGAAGCUGACCAACUACCUCGACCUUCGAACUAGCGAAAAAUGCCUUGACAUACCCAAAAACCAAGAAAAAGCACCGGUCGUUAUCUACCACUGCCACAUGGGCAAAGGCAAUCAGAUGUUCAGGUACCUGCCAGCGACGAAACAGAUCAAACAUCCCGUGACUGGACUGUGCCUGGACUCAGAUGCCUCCAAAAGUGAAGUCUUUGCCAGCUCAUGUGACACGACCGUAUUAACUCAGAAAUGGCAGUUCGAAAACUUGAAUACGAGACUGCUGAAGGAGAGAUACGAGAAGGACAAGGAUUUGUAA
Bursaphelenchus okinawaensis is the source of this 4059-nucleotide messenger RNA. The record is from the annotation of a GenBank genome assembly. Lineage: Eukaryota; Metazoa; Nematoda; Chromadorea; Rhabditida; Aphelenchoididae.